AAGCACUACAUUAUCCAGAAAUAUGUUCACCACUGAAAAGCUGACGUGUGGUUUACAGUUUCGGUAUCGCUGCAAGUUACCGGUAACUGUUCGCCUGUGAAUUAUUUUUGUAGAUUUUUCGCCACAUCUUAUGGUUCGCAAGUGUACAGCUGUAUCAGAUAUUCGGGAUGGCAGGAGAAAUGUCAAUACUGGGAUCAGCUAUUCUAGCGCUUCUCCUCGCCGGUUACUUUGGUCAGCAGUACCUGCCUCCCCCAAAGCCCAAGGUGAUCGGUUUGGACUUGGGGACCACGUUCUGCUCCGUGGGGGUUUUCCACGCAGGGACCGGCGACGUGGAGGUCAUCGGCGACCAGGAGGGCCGGAAGAGCAUUCCCAGUGUGGUAUCGUUCACCGCCACAGACAUCCACGCAGGCUACGAGGGGCAGGAGCUGGCGGACAGCAAUCCCCACAACACCAUUUAUGAUGCCAAGCGCUUCAUUGGGAAAAUUUUUGAGCCCGAGGGCUUGGAAGAAGAAAGUUCCCGUUAUCAAUUCAAGGUGUUGUACAACAACGGAAGUGCAGAAUUUUUAGUGUCGACCAAUCGCACGUUCACAGUGAGCCCAGAGUUCAUCAGUUUCCAGCUCUUGCGGAAGAUGAAGAAGAUGGCAGAGAAACACCUCGGUGUGGUCGUUGAGAAGGCAGUCAUCUCUGUGCCAGCAGAGUUUGACGAGCGGCAAAGGAACUACACCAUCAAGGCUGCCCGUUUGGCUGGGCUGGAGAUCCUGCGGGUGAUCAAUGAGCCGACUGCAGCAGCCAUGGCAUAUGGUCUGCACAAGGUGGACGUGUCUAACGUGCUGGUGGUGGACCUGGGGGGAGGGACGCUGGAUGUAUCUUUGCUGAACAAGCAAGGGGGGAUGUUUCUCACCAGGGCCAUGGCAGGCAACAACAAGCUUGGGGGACAGGACUUCAGUCAGAGGCUGUUGCGACAUACCAUGGAGAGGAUCCAGCAGGAGCACGGCACUCCACCCACGAGAAAAGAGGACAUCCACCGCUUACGGCAAGCUGUGGAGGCUGCCAAGCUCAACCUCACCUUCGAGCCAAGCGUCAUGCUGAGGAUCCCCUUGCACCUGGAGACCGGGGAGGACCCGGAACCCAGCAAGCCGGUGGUAUUUGAGGAGCGAAUUACCAGGGAGCUUUUUGAGGAGCUCAACGCUGACCUUUUCCAGAAGAUACUUGUGCCAGUGGAGAGGGUGUUGGCAGAGGGUCAUCUCGACAAGGAGGAGGUGGAUGAGAUAGUGCUGGUUGGAGGCUCGACCCGCAUCCCCCGUGUUCGGCAGCUCAUCAGCGAGUACUUCAGCAAGGACCCCAAUACCUCUGUGGACCCAGACCUGGCAGUGGUCACAGGCGUGGCCAUCCAGGCUGGAAUUAUGGGAGGCUCUUGGCCUUUGCAAGUCAGCGCCAUUGAGGUCCCGAACAAGCACCUGCGCAAGACGAACUUCAGCUGAUUCCCCCCCCAAAUGAGCAAGAGUUUUCAUCUGAUCGUCUGGCCACAUGACUGAGUUAUUAAAUGGUGUCUCAUAUCAUCUCGUACCUUUCAUAAAACAGGUGUAAUGACAAGCAAGAGCUUUGCAGUCAGCCUGAAGUUACUUAAGUAAAUGUAGAGGAAUAUAUAUUUUUCUUACCCCAUUUAAGACUUUCAGACUCCCUUUGCUGAAUGUGAGACAAUAUCGAGUGUCUCUGUACGUACAC
Molecule: messenger RNA, 1725 nt
Organism: Paramormyrops kingsleyae
Lineage: Eukaryota; Metazoa; Chordata; Actinopteri; Osteoglossiformes; Mormyridae
Gene: hspa13
Product: heat shock protein 70 family, member 13
Molecular function (GO): ATP binding; ATP-dependent protein folding chaperone
Source: RefSeq, a predicted model, not a curated record